CUUUUUAAUUCCCUUUAUAACAUCUCUUCUCACCGUUCCCGCUUUCUCUCCCCACUUCACAGUCGGCUCCUCUCAACAAACUCCGUUCCGUUUUCUCUCUUUCUCUCUCCGCCACCGUUUUUCCCUAAAAUUCCGUUUCAUUUCUCUCUUGUCUCGCCGUGAAAGGAGGAUUUGAUUUGAUUUGUGAAGUGAAGAAGGCAGUCCGUACGUGAUUCGGAGAGGAAAAAUUCGUUGUGGAAUCAUUUUGGAAAAAAGGUUUUGGUGGUUACGGCAGUGAGAAUAUCUUGAAUUUGGAUCGGUGUGUGGUUUUUUUUUUUUUUUUUUAAUGGCGUCGUCUCUGAUUCUGAAUCCUGUGGCGAGUUCUGAGCGAUCGCGUGAUUCAUCCAGAAAGAAGAAGAAGAAGAAAGCAGCAAGGGAAGAUGAUCGUCAAGAUCAGGAUCAAAUCAAAUGGAAAUCGCAAGCUCAGCAUCAAGUUUACUCUUCGAAGCUGUUGCGCGCCUUGAGUCAGGUCAGGAUCAGUUCUCCUGAGUCGACACCAAACGAAAUGCCGCGCCGUGGCCGGGCGGUGCGGGAGGCUUCCGAUACGGUUCUAGCCAUGACGGCGAAAGGAAGAAGUAGGUGGAGCAGAGCAAUCUUAACGAACCGUCUCAAGCUGAAGUUUCGUAAUAAGCACAAUAGGCAGAAGGCGCGUGUGGCCGGAAACAGCCGUACGAAGAAGCCGAGUGUUAGCGUUUUGCGGUUGAGAGGGAAAGGAUUACCAACUGUACAGAGAAAAGUCCGGCUUCUAGGCCGGCUAGUUCCCGGCUGCCGGAAACAACCGCUGCCGGUGAUUCUGGAUGAAGUAACUGAUUACAUUCCAGCACUAGAGAUGCAGAUCCGAGUCCUGAGCGCCAUAGUCAACUUGGUUUCAAGCUCUUCUUCAUCUUCUUCUGGUAUCGAUUCUUCUACCUGAUAACUCGUGCACUUUCUCUGAUCAAUUCUCUUCCCAGAACAAAAAAGAAGAAAAAGAAAAAGAAAAAGAAGAAAUCCAUUUUCUCCCCUACUACUUCUCUUCCGCAAGUAAUUUCUUGUCAAAUAUAUAUAAUAUAUCGAUUUCUUGUAUUUGGUGCAUGAAA
Benincasa hispida (wax gourd) is the source of this 1115-nucleotide messenger RNA. Its product is annotated as transcription factor bHLH147-like. Gene Ontology annotation, biological process: regulation of DNA-templated transcription. NCBI's taxonomy places the organism in Eukaryota, Viridiplantae, Streptophyta, Magnoliopsida, Cucurbitales, Cucurbitaceae. The record is from RefSeq and is a predicted model, not a curated record.